AUGGGCGCACAAGGGUCGAAGCCAGACGUAGAGCAGACCGCUCCAGGCGACACGUCCUUCUUCUCGAACCGCGACCAGCCCAUCCAGUUCUCCGAGUCGCUCAUCAACCACCUCUCGUCUCAGUCGCUCCCGUCCUCCUCCGUCCCCUCAUCUCGCCAAGCCGCCCUCGACCAGCACAUCCAGCAGCGCAUCACCUCCGAGCUCCAGCACCUCAGACAACAAGAGCAGCAGGUUCGCGACGAGAUCGAGCGCGCGCUCGAGAAGGAGAACCUCGACCGCGAGAGGGGGGCUGCCGAGGGCGAGGCCGCAAAGGGGCUGAGCCAUUCGGCGACGCUCAUGAAGGACCUCGAAGGAUUGCUGGAGAGGAGCGCCGGCUUGCGGAAGCAGCGCGAGGAGACGGACGAGUGGAGGGCACUUGACGACGGCAAGAAGGCGUUGCACAAGUGCUUCCUCGAGAACGCCAAGAGCCCGCUCAACUGCCGAGACGAGGCGGAGCGGUUCAAGCAGGCCGUCGCAGGUGUCGAAAAGGCGUUCUUCGCGACCGUCAGCGCCAACUAG
Rhodotorula toruloides NP11 is the source of this 558-nucleotide messenger RNA. RefSeq names its product DUF1690 domain protein. The coding region runs from base 1 to 558 and encodes 185 amino acids. The transcript is spliced from 4 exons. The record is from RefSeq and is a predicted model, not a curated record. NCBI's taxonomy places the organism in Eukaryota, Fungi, Basidiomycota, Microbotryomycetes, Sporidiobolales, Sporidiobolaceae.